GGCCGGAGGCGGGGAUUCCUCCCGGGGACUCCCGCCUGGGCUGCCCGGCCGCUGCGCGAGGGGAUGAGCAGGGGCCGCAGGCAGAGUGCGGGCUGCGUGGCCCGGGGAGAACUUCAAGGCUCACAGCGGAAGGAGAAGCGGCUGCUGAUCCACCGAGCCCUCACCAGAGACCCUGUCGAUGUGGAGAGCCUUCAGGCGGCGGCAUUCGGCCCCGAGGGGCUGCUUACCGAUGAGAUCCGCAGGAAGGUCUGGCCCAAACUGCUCGGCGUGAACGUGUACAGCCUCCCACCCAAACCAGGGCGGGACGUGCGCCAGAACCACAAGGACUACAACCAGGUCCUCUUGGACGUGCGUCGCUCCUCCCGCCGCUUCCCCCCAGGGAUGCGCGCAGAGCAGCGGCAGAUUCUGCAGGAGCAGCUGAUCGACGUCAUCUUGCACGUCCUGAGGUCCCACUCGGAGCUGCACUACUACCAAGGGUACCACGACAUUGCCGUGACGCUGCUGCUGGUGUCCGGCGAGCGCAUGGCCAUGGCCUUGCUGGAGAGGCUCUCCACGCUCCACCUCCGGGACUUCAUGGACCCCACCAUGGACAGCACCAAGCACAUCCUCAACUACCUGAUGCCCAUCCUCCAGCGGGAGAGCCCUCGGCUGCACAACUUCAUGAUGAGAGCUGAAGUGGGGACAAUCUUUGCCUUGAGCUGGUUGAUCACCUGGUACGGCCACGUCCUGUCCAACUUUCACCACAUCCUGCGACUCUAUGAUUUCUUCCUGGCCUCCCACCCGCUCAUGGCGGUCUACUUUGCUGCUGCGAUUGUCCUGUACCGGGAAGAGGAGGUGCUGUCCUGCGACUGUGACAUGCCCAGCAUCCACCAGCUCCUGUCUCACAUCCCUCCCGAUCUGCCUUACGAGGCCCUUGUUGUGCGGGCCCACCUGCUCUUCCAGCGCUGGCCUCACACUGAGCUCACCAGAGAGGCGGCUCUCCAGCUCCACAAGAGCAUCGCCAUCGGCUCUUUCUUGGAAUUCCAGCAGGUCGCCUCCUGCCAGCGCCCGGAUGCCGUCCUUCGGCAGCAGCGGGAGCACUUGGCGCUCAGCAGGACAGAGGCGGGCCCCCUCCUGCCCCCGGCCGAACACAGCCCCCUGGUGAAGGCAGCCGUCUGGGGGAUCACGGCCACCCUGGGGGCAGCAGCGCUGGCCGUCACCCAGACAGCCUUGGAGUGGGCCCCCGAGUUCCUCCUGCAGCUCUUCUAGUGACCGUUGGGUGAGAUUUCUGCAGCGAGCAACCGCAUGGCUCUGCCCCCAAGGGGGCGGAUUCCCUGGGAUCCUCUAAAGGAUGUGGGGCGGCCGAAACACAGGCUUCUCCUGCCCACUGCUGAUUGAGAACUGCAAGCCAGCAGCCCGUGCCUCUUGAAAGGCUGUGGGCCCCCUCCCCAGGAAAAGGGGGGGCUCCAGAGCUGUCACUGCCAAGAGCCUUUGCUCCCAGCUCCGCACUACCCUUCUGUGUGUGUGUGUGUGUGUUUGUGUGCUGGCUUUGCAUGACCCACAAAGAGUUACAGGCAGAACAUGCUGAACGGAUUCUGGAAAAUACGACAGCUAAACGCCAUGCUCUGGGCUUACAGGGCUUGGGAACCUCCCCAGUCAGAGAGACAGUCGACGCAUCCUCAAGUACCAGCUCCAGGAAGCAGCCUUAGCCUCCACGCCCUGUAGUUGGGCAUUCGAGGAACUGGCUGGCCACUGGGUGAAGCAGGACACCAAACCGGACAAGGCACGGUCUAAUCCAGCAGGGCUCUGUUGAAUUCCUUAGAAGGGCGGGGUCAGGACCGUCCGAAGCAGCCCGUGGCCUCAUCUCAUGUUCUUGGUGGCAAUGCGACUGUUCAUACACUUCGAUUCCGGUCUCCGUCAAGCCACUUGCAUAAGCAGUCUGCGGGCCUUCCCUCCAUCUCUGCUGUCCUCCCCACUUUACAGAUGCAGGGGAUUGUUAAAGGCCACGCAGGCCCGAGGCCAGCCCCACACCUAGAAGUUCUGGGGGAAACUUACUCUGAAAGCACCAGCAGCCUGUGCCUCCCUUGAGUAAGGGACACCGGAUUUCCUCCCCCUGCCCCCAACCGGUUGGGGUUCAGGCCAGGCAGGGACAGAAGCUCUGAACAUCCAGGCAAAGUCGGGUGUCUUUAUAAGUCAUUAUUUAUUAGGAAAUGGCCGACAAGAGGCACUCACCAGAGUGGACGGAGGCCAGAGGCAGGAGGCUGAUCCACUUGCCACCCUAAUGUGCUAGAAAGAGUUCAUUUGAACAUCAUUUUGCUUGCUCCUUGGGCCACAGCUCCUCAGCUCUUGCAUUUCUGGAUUCUACAAAGGUCUCGUUGUGGCUUCUUGAUACUGUGCCCUCUGGCUCGGGCACCGACAACACGGGUGGGUUUUCAGGCACAAGGACACGAAACGGGGCGACUUGCCAUUGCGGUGGUGGCAGCGGCAGCAAACAUCCCUGAACUUGGCCAAGUGGUGGGCUAGUUUUGGUAGCCCCUCCUGAACGCAGAUGCUGGACUCUUUCACACACCCCCACCACCCCCACCACCACCCUUGCACUGGGCAUUUCUGUCUGUUCCUUAACUGGCUGUUGUGGGUUUUCUGGGCUGUAUGGUUGUGCUCCUAACAUUUCACCCGCAUCUAGGAGCAGCAGUGGCGUAGGAGGUUAAGAGCUCGUGUAUCUAAUCUGGAGGAACCGGGUU
This is a messenger RNA of Sphaerodactylus townsendi, 2720 nucleotides long. Its product is annotated as TBC1 domain family member 20-like. NCBI's taxonomy places the organism in Eukaryota, Metazoa, Chordata, Lepidosauria, Squamata, Sphaerodactylidae. Gene Ontology annotation, biological process: endoplasmic reticulum to Golgi vesicle-mediated transport; positive regulation of GTPase activity. Gene Ontology annotation, cellular component: endoplasmic reticulum membrane. The record is from RefSeq and is a predicted model, not a curated record. Gene Ontology annotation, molecular function: GTPase activator activity. The transcript is spliced from 8 exons. The coding region runs from base 64 to 1248 and encodes 394 amino acids.